Molecule: messenger RNA, 2589 nt
Organism: Naegleria fowleri
Lineage: Eukaryota; Heterolobosea; Eutetramitea; Acrasida; Naegleriidae
Exons: 2
Coding region: 1-2589 (862 amino acids)
Source: RefSeq, a predicted model, not a curated record
AUGUCUUCUCUUCUUUGCAAGCCAUGGUUGCUGAAUUUCAUGCAAGACAAUUUGAAGGCCAUCUUUGAGAAGAAGCUUGAGAGUCAACCAAGUCCUGCUAAACAACGAAACCUCGUUCAAAUAAUCGAUCACAGUGAAAAUCUUGAAGUUCAUCGUGUCCAACAGAAUGAUGUUUUCGUUUUACACAUUUCCGACGGAUUUCACUACGUUACAGCAAAGAUUUCUCCUAAAUUUGUGAAACGUUUCUACAGGCUCCAUCCCGAUUACUGCCCUCUCUCUAAACUCAGAGGAGCCGUCAUCCGAUUGGAUUCGUACUCGUUCAUUCUCGGUGGUCCCAAUCAAACACCAUGCUCUCUCCUUCUUCAUCGCUUCGAUUAUAUCGGAUCUGCAUCCUCUGCCACAUUCCGAUCUCCGAAGAAUACUUUCAAAAUUCUCACCUCUUUCAUUUCUUCAUUGACCGACCACCAUCCUCAUCAUGCACAACUUCUUCCAUCCUCUCCAAUCACAACCGAUAGAAAUGUUUUGAAUUCCAUACGACCUGAAAGCACAAAGAACCAAAUCCAACACCAACAAAGUUUAAGGCUUGCUGGUGCCAAAAAUUCAAUUUUAAACCAACAAAAAACGUCCACAAACGAGAAAGACACUCGGCAAAUUUUAGGAACGGACAAGAACAACAACGACGAAACGAACGUUAACGGAACCGAUAGUAAUAACAACAACAUUAUUGUUCCACAAUCAAACAACAACAACAACAACAAUCUCAGUGCAGUUUGGUCCAUUGAUCAAUUCAUUAACAUGAUGAUGAAUAGCAGCAAUAAUCAUGAAGGUUCUUCUUCUCCUUCACGGAUGGAAGCAAAAUUACCAACAAGCACCGACAACAGCAAUUCAAAACAACAACAAAAAGAAACAACGGAAAAUAAGAACGAUGAUAUUUGUGAAAGCUUCUCUUCAGAACAAACAAUGGCUUGUACCUCUAACGUUGGAGGAGACUUCUUUCAAAAUGAAGAGGAAAAUUGCUUGAUUUCAGCUUCCCAACUCGAGCAAAUCAACAACAUGCAAAUUCAAGGCUUCAACAAUUCGGAAUCGUUACUAAUACCUCCAAAUCCUUCUCAAACAACUUUAACAUCCUCACAAAUUUCCUCUUUCCCCUCUUCUCAGCCAAAGAAUGAUCUUGGAGAGGUUAUGAAUGAGCCUGUUGAUAAGACCCCACCAAAAUUCUCACCUGCAACAACAUCUCAGCGCAUGAGUUCAUCCAACAAAAAAGCUUCUACUCCCUCUAGUCCUGUAAAUUCUCCAAACAUACGAGAGGUUCCUUCAAUCUCAAAUCCUGAAAUCAACGAAGCCUCAAAGAAUAUACAUCCUUCUUCACCUCAAAUGGAAUCUCCAAAUAUUAAAACGAGUGCUGACACUCCAAAGCCUAGCAGCAAUAACAUUCUUUCGCCCGCUUUAGGAGUGUCCAACUCAACGCUUAGACAAUCUAGUAAUGUCGACAUUUCUGAAGGAACCAUUGUUUUUACUUCUCAAUCUCAGUCACUCACACCUCUGCGCAUCAAUCAACAUCUUGUCAAUACUCAACCUCUUCCACCAACACCUUCAGAAAGCGAAAUUAAAACUUCAACUUCUUCUGCGGAGGCUUCCAUCAUACAAUCUCAAGAAAUGAGCGACGGCGAUAGCAGCGAUGUUCUUGAUGACGAAAAUCCAGCAGAAAUUGCAUUUUCUCAAAAGGCUACCUCAGUUUUUUCUCCAUCAAUCUCAAGGUAUAGAAAUAUGGCCUCCCCUAAUGUUUUUUUGCACACUCAAGCUGCAUCCCAAAGAUCUGAUGAUUUGCCACUCACUCAACCCUCACAAACUACUAAGGCCAUAAACAAGCGACGAUCUAGAGUACAAAAGAGAGUUAAGUCAUAUUUAGAUGAAGUAACUAAUGAAUCUUCUGACGAGGCCCUUGAUGAAGAUGAAGGAUUUCCUCGUUCUCUAUUUAUGAAAGAUCCACUUUUGCUCGAAAACUUUGCGAUACAAAAUGUCAAACAACGAACAGAGAUCUUUCAAAGCAUGAGGGAUAUACUAGAAAAGAAAAACAAAGAAAUGAAGACUUUGAAUGAGGCCAAAAAAGUAGCCUCACAAAGGCCAAUAACAAACGACGAAAUGAUCGAUUACUUACAAACAGAGCCAAGUGAAGAGCGAAGAAAAAGCCAUGGAGCACACAAUAAUUUCUCUCGCACAGAAAUUAAUAUUUCUAAACAUCAGUCUGAUGUUUCUAAACAGGCUGAGGCAACUUCAGAGAACAUAAUUGAGGAAAUGCCAUCAAAGAAGAUGAAAACGAGUCCUGUGAGCUCCUCUCAAAAGGAGAAUUUAGCUCCAGUACCAUCUCUCCUACCGCUCCCUCAAUUUGCUAAACCUGUCGAUACUAUUGUCACAACAUCCAAAUCUGUUGUUGCCACAUCUACUUCCAUUCCUUCAGCAUCUCCUUCUUUACCUGUACAAUCUGCAACAAUAAGGGAAGGGAAACAACAGCAGCAAAACAACAACACUUCUUCGAAGCCCUCUACAACAAAGAAAGUCAAUUACAAAGCAUGGCUUGACUUUAUUUAG